Messenger RNA from Numida meleagris (helmeted guineafowl), 4916 nucleotides. Its product is annotated as cohesin subunit SA-2-like. NCBI's taxonomy places the organism in Eukaryota, Metazoa, Chordata, Aves, Galliformes, Numididae. Gene Ontology annotation, biological process: sister chromatid cohesion. The coding region runs from base 281 to 3925 and encodes 1214 amino acids. Gene Ontology annotation, molecular function: chromatin binding. Gene Ontology annotation, cellular component: chromatin; cohesin complex; nucleus. The record is from RefSeq and is a predicted model, not a curated record. The transcript is spliced from 33 exons.
GCCAUCUCCGCCUCCGAUUGGCUGAGGGGCGGCCGUGAUUGAUGCCGGGCUGUGGGGCCGGGGCCCGGGCGGCUGCGGCUGAGGAGAGGGGAGGUGGCGUGGGUGCGCGCUCGGUCGUUGGGGUGCUGUCACCUCAUAGCGGGCAGUUUGCUGCCGCUCUGCCCGCAGGAGCCACGGCGGAGGAGCGGUGUCAUUAAUUUCUGAGCGCGGCCGAGUUCCCUCAGCAGCGGUGCCGGUCGGGUUAGCUCGCUGCCUGUGCUGCUGAAAUAAUGUAGUGGAAAUGAUAGCCGAGCCCAACGCAGCCAGUAACCUCCCCAGCCACAAAGAGAAUGCUGUCCGUGAUGAGACCGUGCCUGAGUGUACCGCGCAGAACAACAGCUCUGUGAGGAAUGGCAACCUGAAAACAUCUAGAGGGAAACGGAAGGUCCGAGAACAGUGUGAAAACAUAAGGAGAAAUUCUUCCGGUAGCGGAAGAGUGAGCCAGCUGCAGAAUGGAGAAGUGGUUGAGGCAGUUACGUUGUUUGAAGUGGUUAGCAUGGGAAAGCGGGCCAUGCAGUCUGUGGUAGAUGACUGGGUCGAAGCUUACAAACAAGACAGGAAUGUGGCACUUCUAGAUCUGAUCAACUUCUUCAUUCAGUGCUCAGGCUGCCAAGGUAUGGUAACAGCAGAGAUGUUUCAAAAUUCACACAAACAAGACGCAAACAAAACUCCAUCAAACAGGAUGGAUGUCAUGCAAAAAAUGACAGAAACCUUUGAUGAGGAAACUGGAUUGCAGUACAAGAAAUUCAUCGCCUAUCCUUGGAUCCUGACAGUUACUUGGCCAGUGGAUGUGAGCAAUGAAGACUAUCCUGUGAUCAGAACAGGACCCUACUGGAAGAAGUUCAAGGCCAAUUUCUGUGAAUUCAUUGCAGUACUUGUUCAGCAGUGCCAGUGCAGCAUCCUGUAUGACAGCUACUUGAUGGAUACUAUCAUCUCACUGCUUACAGGCUUAGCGGACUCUGUGAUCAGAGCGUUUAGACACACAAGCACUUUGGCAGCAAUGAAACUUCUGACAGCAGUUAUAAGCGUGCAUCUGAACCUUGAUGUCAACAAGCACAAUGCUCAGCGAUUAUAUGAGGUGGAAAAGAAGAGGAUAAGUGGCAAGAAGACCAAUUACAGACUUGACCAGCUAGAGAGAAAAAGGAAAGAGUAUGAUCAGAAGCUUGUGGAGAUACAGAACAUGAUGCAUGCUAUUUUCAAAGGGACGUUUCUAAGUCGCUACCGUGAUGUGAUCCCUGAGAUACGAGCUACUUGCAUUGAAGAAAUUGGCAACUGGAUUAAAACAUACCCAGAUGUUUUCUUAAAUGAUAGCUACUUAAAAUACAUUGGAUGGAUGCUGUAUGAUAAGCAAGCUGAAGUGCGGUUGAAGUGUCUUCUGGGACUGCAGGGAAUUUACAGCAGAAAAGAAUUUGUUUCCAGGAUGGAUCUCUUUACAAGUAGAUUCAAGGAUCGAAUUGUGUCCAUGCCUCUGGACAAGGACCAUGAAGUAGCAGUUCAAGCCAUGAAACUCUUGAUGCUUAUGUCACAGAACUGCGAGGAUGCGUUAUCAGCUGAAGACUGUGAAACCUUAUACCAGUUUGUUUACACCACGCACCGUCCGCUUGCAGUAGCAGCUGGGGAAUUCCUUUAUAAAAGGCUGCUUAGUCAUGAGGGAGGUGAAGAAGUUUUGUCCAAAGGAGAAAAGAAGGUUGGAGCAAAGACUGACCAGUUGAAAAGAUUAAUACGUUUUUUCCUGGAGAGUGAGCUACACAAACAUGUUGCAUACCUCAUUGACAGCUUGUGGGACUGGGCAGGCAAAAUCCUGAAGGACUGGGAGUGCAUGACCACUCUUCUAUUGAAAAAUGGUGAAGGAGAUGGAAAAGCGCUGAACGAUGCUCAGGAAAGUGCUCUCAUCGAAAUUGUCCUCGCAACAGUUAGAGAAGCAGCCGAAGGUCAUCCUCCAGUGGGCAGAGGUGCAGCCAAAAAAAUUCUGUCGGUAAAAGAGAAGAAAAUACAAUCGGAAGAUUGUACCAAAAUUACUGAACAUUUUAUUAUGGUGCUUCCUCAGCUCUUGGCAAAGUAUUCAACAGAUGCACAAAAAGUGGCAAAUCUUCUGCAGAUUCCACAGUAUUAUGAUCUGGAUGUUUACAGUACAGGACAUCUAGAGAAGCAUCUGGAUGCUUUGCUGAGUGAGAUAAAAGACAUUGUGGUCAAACACUCUGACUUGUCUGUCCUUGAGGCUUCCUCCAGGACUUACUAUAUCCUCUGCAGUGAAAAAAUUGCCAUCUUCAGCAAGGUGGAUUGUGCCCGAACUCAGCUGAUAGAUGAGUUGAUGGGCCAGCUUAACCAGCUACUAGAUGGCUUCUGGCAGAAGGAAGAAGGAUUUUGUACGGAUGCAGGAGAAAUUUCCCGGAUGCACUCUGCUUUGAGAAGAAUAGCCGCUUUUCAUAAUGCCCAUGAUCUCACCAAGUGGAAUUUGUAUGACAAGACUUUAAAGUUACUGCAGUUUGAAAUGGAACAUGGGAGUUUGUCUAUUCUGGUGAUCCUGCCAGCUCUCCAGUGCACGUAUUUUUCUCUCCUGUGGCAACUAGCUGCAGCUGCAGAAAAUUCUGCCAAGAAGACUCUUUUGGCAUUAAGAAGAGAGCUGAGGCGUUUCGGUGAGAUUUGCAUGUGCUUCCUCCACCAUAAGGAAAAAGAAGUAAGAGAAAAGGCCUUCAUGAUACUCUGUGACUGGCUGCUGAUUUUGAGCCAUCAAGAUUCAAAUAAUAAUGAAGAAGCAGUAGGACUUCUGGAUUACCUUCCUAGCACUUCACUUCAGGAAAAACUGCUUUUCUUUAUCCAAGAACAUGUUUUUGUGGAGGAAGAAGAGGGAAGCAAAGGCCUGACGCAAGAGGAGGAGAGAAAGGACGAAAGCUGCAAACUUGACAACUUGCACAAAAAGCGGAGUCUUCUUGCGGCAUAUUGCAAGUUAAUUGUGUAUAAUGUGGUGGAGAUGACUGCAGCUGCUGAGAUCUAUAAGCAUUAUGUGAAGACCUACAGUGAUUUUGGAGACAUAAUUAAAGAAACGCUAAGCAGGACGAGGCAUAGUAACAAAAUCCAGAGUGCCAAAACACUGAUUCUCUGUCUGCAGCAGCUGUUUCAGACCCAUGCAGAAAGCCAAGACAGCAGUACUGGUGUGGACUUGUCUUCUGCUUCCUUCACAAAUAUGAAAGAACUCGCGCGGCGAUUUUCGCUAACGUUUGGCUGGGACCAGCUGAAAUCUAGAGAAUCUGUUGCCAUGAUACACAAGGAAGGGAUUGAAUUUGCCUUUCAAGGAGCUACUGGAGCAGAUGGAAAAUGCUUCCCUCCUAACUUAAGCUUUCUGUUAAUCAUCAGUGAAUUUUCCAAUAAGCUGCUAAAGCCUGACAAAAGAGUAGUGUAUGACUACUUACAGAGGUAUGUAGCAGAGCCACUGCCUUGCAGCCGAGACAAAUGGCAGCCACUGAUUUUGUACAGAAACUCCUUAUUGGCAAAUGAAGAUGAGGAGAGCUCUGUCCUUGGCAGCUCAGGAGAAUGGCCUCCCGUGGGCACAUCGAAGGCACUGUCUUUUAAAAGGAAAUUAUCUAAUGGGUCUUUGCCUGAAACCAGCCAUGCCGAAGCAGCAAGCCAAGAAGCAGCCAUAGAGAAUGCUUCCCAGCUUAGCUCUGCAGCAGGGAGAAGCAGGAAGAGGCUGAAAUCUCGGGAGAAGCACUUGAAGGAACAUUUGCCAUUGCGUUGUCCAGGAGGGCUGCAGAGGAGAAGCAGCAAAGAUGAGAUUAAGACAGAAGAUGUCUCAGUGCGGGGACAAGCAGAAGACACAAGUGAAGAUGUUGAUGUUGAUGUGGUUGGUGCGGACCAGGUAAUUUCAGAUCACAGUUUCCAGCGCUGAGCACACCUGUAUGUGUGAAGAUGAGUUCAGAACAAUGACAAUUAAGGAACUGAGAGGAUGAAUAGAAGUGAAGAACACGGCACCGUUUCUUUCUUCAGAUUGUAAAACUGAACAGGAGGGCUGCGAUGGCAUCAAGCAAGGCAGCAGGAGAUGUGUGCUGAGUCAAGUGUCCCCCUGUAGGCACCCACCCUGUGCCAGUUUCUAGCACUGUGGUUGAAUUCUCCGCGCUGCUGGUCAUGGGGAUUCCUGGCUUGACUGGUGGUGUGCUUCAAGGGGGGUGGGAGAGCUGUGAACAUCAUUAUUCAACUUCCAUCCUCGAAUUCUAUGCAGUCUUGGAAGAAAUUCCAGCCCAAGGAUUGGAAUCAGGGUACUAACAUACUUUGUCUUGAAGACUCUGCCCCAGCUCUGAUGUGAGCAAGCUUGUCUCAUCUACUUUAGCAUCUUGCUGGAUGUACUCCUUACCUUCUGAGGUGCCCAAGAUGGAUGGAUAUGUGUGUAUUUCCUUGUACAUGGUGAGCGCUGAGCUGGUGGGUGAUGCCAGGUGACUUGGAUCCAAUCAUCUGAAAGUAUUCCUGAAGGCCAGUGCUCACAGAAAUGGCGUUAGUUGCCUGUGGGGAUGAGGGCGCGUGCCCAAGAGACUUGAAUCAAGGCUUGUAGCAACAAAGAAGACAACAGUGGACCAGCUGAGUAUUUGCCUCUGGAAUAAAUUCUCCAUACACUGUAAUCAUGCGGUAUUUACUUGGAAAAUGAAAAGCGUGAAAAGACAAUGUAAAUAGGCUGUAAAUGUUUCCGUUAGUUUGGAAAUGAGCUUCUCUCAAGAGUGGUUCGGAGGCAGAAGGUUGGGGAUUUUUUUGUUGCUUUUGCUGCUCCGUGGAACUGUAUGCUGUUUUAAUCCAUAAGCUUUUUUUUUUUUUUUUUUUUUAAUAUAUAUAUAUGUAUAUAUAUAUUUUGGAUUGCAACUGUGUAAAAUAAACCACAUUAACCAUUGCUA